This is a messenger RNA of Phalacrocorax carbo (great cormorant), 940 nucleotides long. NCBI's taxonomy places the organism in Eukaryota, Metazoa, Chordata, Aves, Suliformes, Phalacrocoracidae. The record is from RefSeq and is a predicted model, not a curated record.
AGGGAGACCGCAGGGCCGUGUGUGGGGCGAUGGAGAGCUGACGGCCCGCGCUGGGCGCGCUGAGCCCCCCCGCGCCCGGCGGGCAGCCCCCUCCCGCUGCGGCCGCUCCGCGGGGCCCGGCCCUGCCGCGGCCCCCCGUCCCCUCCCCGCGGCGGCCCCGCGCAGGCGCGGCCCAGGGCGCGGGAUGGCGGCAGCGGAGGCGGGGGCCGUGCUGGUGCCGGUGGCGGGUGCGGAGGCGGCGGGCGCGGGGCCGCCGUGCCCGGAGCCGGCCCGCCUGGCCCGGCUGCCGCUGGCGCGGGUGAAGGCACUGGUGAAGGCGGACCCGGACGUCAGCCUGGCCAGCCAGGAGGCCGUCUUCGUCCUGGCGCGGGCCACGGAGUUGUUUGUUGAAACCAUAGCCAAAGAUGCUUAUGUGUAUGCUCAGCAAGGAAAAAGGAAAACUCUGCAGAGAAAAGACCUGGAUAAUGCCAUUGAAGCUAUUGAUGAAUUUGCUUUUUUGGAAGGUACUUUGGACUGAGCUGGACAGAGACAGAGCUCUCUGGAGAAGGAGACUGCAGAGGCAGACAUGGGGUGGAAAACAGGACGUUGAGAGUUCAAAAAUAGCUCCUAGAGUUGAGACACUGAAAUGGCAACCAUAUUUUGUAUAAAGUUUAAGUUGUUUUAAGUUCUUUAUUUAAAAUGCAUAUUUUUUCAUAACUAUUUUGUAAGUCACUUAACUGUGCCCUGCCACCAUGGGGCAGGCUGCUCUCCGGGUCACACGGCAGUCACUCAGAGUAGCGGUCCCUGCCUCUCCAGGUAUUCCGCAGCACCACAGAGCUGUGAACGGCGAGUGGCUCGGCUCAGAUGCCCAGGCACAGUGAAUUUUUUCUUAUGGAAAUGUAUUUUUCUUUAUAUAUGUUUGUUUCUUGGCCGAACACAAUUACAUUUUUUUUAUUGUUGU